AUGGACUGGCUACGCCUCAGCCGUUCCAAGGCCGACCUGUCAGGCCUGAAGGGCGGCGCCCCUAGGCGAGGCAUCACGCUGGAGGAGGUGAAGCAGCACAGGACGCGGGACGAUGCAUGGACCGCCAUUCGCGGCAAGGUUUACAACAUGAGCGCAUACAUGGCCUUCCACCCGGGAGGCGACAAGAUGCUGCUGGCGGUGGCGGGCAAGGACGGCACCGCCAUGUUUGACAAGUACCACCCCUGGGUCAACAUCGAUUUCCUCAUGUCGGCGUGUGUGGUGGGUCUGCUGGCGCCCCCCACUCCUGGCCCUGCGGGGGUCGAGUGGGAGGACGACGCGCCGGCGCAGGAGCAUAAGCCCGAUGAUUUAUAG
Messenger RNA from Auxenochlorella protothecoides, 372 nucleotides. Its product is annotated as Cytochrome b5 reductase 4. Gene Ontology annotation, molecular function: heme binding. The record is from RefSeq and is a predicted model, not a curated record. The transcript is spliced from 3 exons. NCBI's taxonomy places the organism in Eukaryota, Viridiplantae, Chlorophyta, Trebouxiophyceae, Chlorellales, Chlorellaceae. Bases 1 to 372 code for a protein of 123 amino acids.